ACGAACGAACACUCCGCUACGGCAAGCCGUGGCGUAGAGCCCAACUCAAGUCUGACGCCCCCUCCCCCGCCCCGAUCUUCUUCUCCGUAGCCGCAGCAGCGCCGGCGGUGGAGGCCCCCGAUCCGAUCCCCACCGCGCCGGCUUCACUCACUGCUUGAGCUCCAAGCGUUCUGAGGGUGCAAGGUUUGUGAGGAUGCCGAAGGCUGACGGGGAUGCCAAGCUCCUGAUCCAGUCCCUGAACAAGGCCUAUGCUGCCACGCCCACGAAUCUCAAGAUCAUUGACCUGUAUGUGUUUUUUGCCAUGGUGACUGCGCUUGUUCAGGUUGGUUACAUGGGAGUAGUUGGGUCAUUUCCCUUCAACUCGUUCCUCUCAGGUGUCCUGUCAUGCAUAGGAACUGCAGUGCUUGCUGUGUGCCUCCGUAUUCAAGUCAACAAGGACAACAAGGAAUUCAAGGAUCUUCCUCCAGAAAGGGCCUUUGCAGAUUUCGUCCUGUGCAAUCUGGUGCUCCACCUGGUGAUCAUAAACUUCCUCGGAUAAGCCACUGUCCUAUGAGUUUUUUAGAUUUUGUAGUGUCCUAAUGUUUGAGACUGUCAUCAUGUUCGAUGUUCAUGUGGUACCGCACACCAUCUAUGUAAUCCGAGAGUUUCUCUGUGAACUAUAAUAAUUUCGUGAAUUUAGUGCUAACAACA
Messenger RNA from Triticum aestivum (bread wheat), 690 nucleotides. Its product is annotated as dolichyl-diphosphooligosaccharide--protein glycosyltransferase subunit DAD1. The transcript has 6 exons. Bases 194 to 538 code for a protein of 114 amino acids. NCBI's taxonomy places the organism in Eukaryota, Viridiplantae, Streptophyta, Magnoliopsida, Poales, Poaceae. Gene Ontology annotation, cellular component: membrane; oligosaccharyltransferase complex. Gene Ontology annotation, biological process: protein N-linked glycosylation. The record is from RefSeq and is a predicted model, not a curated record.